GAGCAGGGUGUAGAGUAAGCACUCUUCUUCGAGUUGCUAUGACAAAGGAAACAUGACGCCGGCACUUUUGUCUGAUUGACCAAACGUGGAAAUGUCUCGAAGGUUGUGACUAACCGCAAGGACUUGUUUGCUCAUCAGGAUACCUAGAAGACAUAGUGACAAAGGGGAGAAACAUGAAGAAGAGUUCUGCUGAUCCUUUCUUAGACAGCAGUGAUCCCCGUUUAAAACUCACAGUGAAAAACAAAGUGAGAAACAUUUUUGUGACGCAGGAGGACGACACCAGGGACAACAAGGAAGAAAAUGUAAAUUACAUACCAGUUGUAACAGAGUCGUCGGGCAGAAUCCUUCAGGCAGGAGUGAACACUUCGAGGAAGACACUGCUGCUGAAGAAACUGGCCGAGGCGCACGAAGAGCAGAAACGAUUGGAGCUGGAACACGAAGAGCUUAAGAGUCCGAUGGAGGUUAUAACUCAGCAACGCUCCGAGCUGGAGAUAGAACAACAGCAGGUGAAAGAGAGGGCAACCAGAUACAAAGAGAAGCAACGCAUCAUGCUGAGGAAUUGUCAGAUCGCCCAAGAGGAGAAUACCCUGAAGCGGAAGGAGAUCGAACAACUGUCAGAACAGCUCAAGCAACUUCAGACCACACAGCAAGUCUUAAAGAAGACGGUGGCAAAAUACCAGAAUGUUGAAGACAUCUUGACAAAAACACUUGAUUAUCUCCCUAAACGUUACCUGGAAUAUGGGUCAGAUACCUCAGAGCCUUCAUUUAUGCCCAUCAUACAACGCCAUCAGACUCAGUACAUCAUCCACCAGGAGGCACUGCAGCAUUUCAGGCAAUUAGAAGAGGAGAUGGUGCACGGCCAUCAACAACUGCAGCGCUUGAAGAAUGAGCACACUGUAAAGAAAUUAUUGGCCGAGAAGGAGCUGACUGAAGCCCAGAGGAAGUAUGAAAAACUCAAAGUUGCAAACAUGCAGAAAGAAUUUAGCUUCCAAAAAGUGCAGGAAGCAUUUACAGAGAAGGUUAAAGAGGUGUCCAGCUUGCUCUUGGCCAUCGGAGACCUUGCAGAACGUUGCUAUCUACCAGCAUAUGGGCCUCUGGAAAACAUGAGUGAACUGAUGAUGUUGGAUAUGAUUAAGGAGUUCAUUCUGGACAAGGCUGAUUUAGAGAAGCGAGUGAGGAGACACAUGGAGACUGAAAAGACAAAAAUGGGACAAAAAUGAUUAAAAAGCAGCAAAAGCGAAGCAAAAAUCCAAAGUUCAAGUAAAGUUAGUGGGAACAGUGGGUUGAUGUAGCCCGUGUUUGACAAUAUGGCAUAAAAUCGCAAUCUUUCAUAUGUUGGAUAAAGCCUAUACAGACUUUCUCUUUGGAAAAGUAGUAUUUCAGCAAUAUGAACAAUAAUUUAUAUAUGCUUGUUUAGCAGCAUCAUUUGUGCCACAGAAUGUUCUGUCAGUCUUGGGUUGGGCUUUUUGUUUUACCUUGUUAGUAGUGUACGACCAAAGUGGAUGGACACUCCACUGAAUCUGGUCUGCUUAAGGUUUCUUCCUGUAAAAUAAAAUACAUGCUGUUUUUUUUUUAAAUUACCAUUGUUGCCAGUUUGCUUGCUCUUUCAACUCAUAGCUUUUAUUAAUAGGUUUGGUAUUCUGUCAGUACACAAUAUUGUAAUAUCCAGUAUGUGAUUCCAAAUCAUUUUUUGGCAGCUGACUGUGAAAGUUUUGUGUAUAUAUAUGUGUGUGAAUGAGUUUUCCUUCACAGAUUGUACUAUUUGUAGUAUAUAUUAAAUUUUAAAGAGCUAUUCAGAAUGUUCAUGGAAUCCACACUGUAAAAUGUAAUUAAACAUAUGUACAUAUGACUGUAAACAUUGCAAAUCUGCAUGUGUCACCAUGCGCCUUGGGGCAACUGUUUGUUGUGAUUUGGCGCUAUAUAAAAAAUUGAUUGAUUGAUUGAUUGAUUGAUCAGUCAUAACCAUACAAAUAUUUCCUACGUUGCACAUCUCACUGUGUUGCAACCUGCCUUCCAAACAUUUAUGGUUUGCUUGCAUAUUCU
This is a messenger RNA of Thalassophryne amazonica, 2043 nucleotides long. It is a transcript of the gene ccdc197, whose product is annotated as zinc finger protein 853. The record is from RefSeq and is a predicted model, not a curated record. Bases 174 to 1220 code for a protein of 348 amino acids. The transcript has 9 exons. Lineage: Eukaryota; Metazoa; Chordata; Actinopteri; Batrachoidiformes; Batrachoididae.